CCGGUUUUGUUUGUCGGGCGGUGUUUUUUAAUUUUUAAAUUCGUCCUUUUAAUAGUUUAGCAAUGUUUAAAAACCGCAAAUCUGCACUGUUAGCGAAAAAAUCUUCAGAUUUAGUAACUAUUAUAGAAUCUGCGUCGAGUGCGUCAGGACCGAGCCAACCAAAACAAUCCCGAGCUGCGAACGAUGAACCGAUGGACGAGUUAUUUGCGGACAGUCAAUUUUCUGUUCCUGCCAGCCAGAUGAACAGUCAGCGCCGGUAUUUGUCACAGCGCAGUAACUUGCAAAAAUCUCAAUCUGCACGUACUUCUCGCCGAAUGCCAACCAAUUAUUUUGAAAGUAUAUUACUGAAGUGCCAGGUGGAGCUGGAUGAUCCGUUAUCGAUUGUUCUGCGAUGUGAACCAUUAGUGUUUAUGCGACAGCUUCGUACGUUGCUUAGAGGAAGCGCAGACUUCCCUAGGAAUGUUAAGGACUUUGUGAAUGGAGUGGAUCAGGCUAGUCGGAAUAAGGAAUCGUUUCGUAAGCUGCUGGAGUGCUGCAUGCUACAGAAUCAAACCACACAAACAGUUAAACCGAUACAGGAGAGCCUGAUGAAGAUGUUACUGUGUGUAGACUUUAUGCAACAGGAGCUGAUCACGGUGCUAUUCAGUUAUGUGGAGCGAGAGUCUCAAGAAACGUCCGGGGUCGACAUAAUAGGGUUGGCACUGUCACAGAUUAAAUUUAUCGAUCAUACUGUUCACGGAACAUUUGUGUUUAAAAAAUACUUUGAAAUGUUAGAGCGUUCCUCCAAUCGACAGUUGUUGGCAGAGGCAAUCGUUUCACUACAGGACGUUAUCGAUGUCACGAUGCACGAUACAGCGUUCCAUAAGAUAUUGGAGUUGUUUCAGCGAGCCGAUGAUUUGUUCUCAGUAACGAAUGUAACAGUGUUUAGUGAGAUGUGCUUGAGCAACGCAACUCUUCGACUGACCCGACAGAAAAUUGUUGAUUUCAUCGAAAGUGGAAGUCCGGUGGGGAACUAUCCGCCGCUUGUCAAGUUUUUGCUAAAGUUCAACAACGUAGAUGCAGACGGAUACUUCGAGAAUAUUGAACAGAUCCGUCAUGUCAUCGAGAAACUGCUGCAGCUGUGCGAUAGUGAUUCGAAUGGCACGUAUUUACAGGAAAUCUUUCGAACCAUUCAACAAGCUCUAACUGUUUCGGCCGUUCUGUAUGAAGCUUGGAUAAAAUUUUGCCGUCUGUUGGUCGAUGAGGAGUCACAUUCACCGAUUGAUCUUCUCGUUCUACUGUUGAUGCUGAAAGUGAACGAAAUUCGAAGCGGAACUAUUCAGAAGAUGUUGAUUAAUAAAAUAAAGAAACGUCAUAUUACGAUUAUGCAUAUGAAGGGACUGACCAAGCAAUUCCAAUCGGUCCUAACGGAUCACGUCGAUGGGGUGUUGGAAUUUGUUGAGCUAUGCCUGAAAGAGAAACAAACGGAGGUUUGCGAGUUUGGAAUUAUGUCGAUGGGUUGCCUGAUUUCAGCGGACAGCAUGAACAAUCGCUUGGUACUGAACAAAUUGGUCGGAUUUAUGAGCGAGAUGGCACUGAUAAACGAAGGCCGCAAAAACGAUCAUAUGAUUGCCGUUUGCAUGGAUGCACUGUCGAACAUCCACCAGAGUUUUCCGAAUGAAACGAGAAACAAUGCUCACGUUUUGUUGAAAAUCAUGGACAUCUCGACUGAUCUGAGCUUGCAGCAGUACCGGACGGUAAUUGAUCUGAUUUGUGAGGCGAUAACGGUUCCAAAUAGUCCCAUCGAGUGCAGUGACACGUGGGAUGAUAUCAAUAUUGUCAUUAAGAAGCAACUUCUGAGCAACAACAAGGAGGUUAAGAAAAAGGGCAUCGUCGGAGUGGUUUGCCUUAUCUACCAUAUGCUAAGAAACUCGGCCGGGCACACCGAACUCAACUGUAGUUUUGAUUCGGAAAAGACCAUUGAAUCGGCUAGCGAAAUACCAACUGCUGCUGGACGGGAAAUCGGGAACAUGAUCAACAUGAUGCUCUUGUCAUCGAAUGAAUCGACCGACAUAUUGGCCUUGUGUUACGAUGAAAUCGCUGAAAUGUUGCAAGAAUUUGAGCGAGGUGUCGGCAAACCGGAGAAGGGGUUUUCAGUUUGGAUGUGCGAUGUAAUAACGAAUGAAUUUCAAAAUUAUUUCAUUAUCGAAGAAGUGCCCGCUGGAGAUCCGGUACACUAUGCAAAGAAACUAUGCAUCAAUGACACGAUGGACCCUGAGAACACGAACACCGAGGCUUAUGCGAUAGCCGUCAACAUUGCCGAAAAUAUGUUGGCCUAUAACAGCCGCUACUCUUCAAUGUGUUUCUUCCUGGCUAUGUUCAAGCUGAUGAAGACACUGCAAUCGAUUCGAUACAAUGGCAAUCUAGAGUCCAUCAAUGCACUGCUUGGAUGUUCCAUAGUCGUUCCGGCUUUCUACGAUGAACCGGACGAGAAAACUAUGCUGGAAACAUUCGAAGAGGAUGUCUGUCGACAGUUACUAGAUGUGUAUUUUUACGUAGCAAAUUGGUUUCGUGAGCUAAUCAACGCAUUCAUUCAGCAAAAAGAUCCUCUCCUGCACCGGAAAGUGCUUCAGCGGUUGUUUGCUUUGGUUAGUCUCGAAAAUCGCCUAGCAGGUUUACUGAAAGCAGCAGAUUUCGAUUACUUUCCACCGAUUUGUGAUUUUUGCGUUAAUGUACAAACCAAGUCUUCCAGAUCGGUCAAGGAAUCGUCUUCAAAGCAGAAUGUGACGCUGAAUGUCACAAAAACUCAACCGGAUGCCGGUGGAAAAUCUCGUACUCGCGAAGCAACUGACUUCGAUACCGAAACUGUCCUCGCGCGGCAUCGUCAAGGGUUUCGGACGAUCGAAGGUCACGUAAUGAAAUUGUUUAGUGAACCACUUCUGCUUGUGCUGAAGCUCCCGGAAGAUAAAAUUGGAGUCAGUCUUAGUCUCGCUGAGUACCGAUUUUUGCUGGAAAUUUUCGUGACUGGAUUAGAAUCAAAAACUAACAAACGAUCACUGCAGCAGACCUGUAAUUAUGAACUUAGCGAAUUGCUGAGUUUUUUGCCUAAUGUAGUGGAAAAUUACAAAAAAAUUAAGCUCAAACGUCUAGAGCUGAAGUCGUCGACCACGGAGUCGGAUUCCCAGCAUCAACUAAACGCUCUAAACUGUUGUUUCAACUGGACACUUCGUCUGUUUACGGCAAUUUUGCAGCUAGCAAAGACUCAACAAUCCAAAUUGUUACAAACCGCUUUACAACAUUUAAAGAAAUUAAUCGAUUCUCCCAGUUCGAAACAUGACAGCGAAAAUGCGAUUGAAGAAAUCAUAGCCACAGAGCUGACCCAUAAAAAUGCUUUCAAAAAUUUGUUCAGUGCCUGUUGCUUGUAUAAAUUUGGUGUUGCAUUGAAUAACGCUGCAUCAUCUACUUCGAACAAUGCAUCAGUAACAAUCGCCACGUUUUGUCAGAAGUUUUUAUGCACCGAUUUUAACCUACGAUCCGGAACUGCCAUCCAACUGUGCCUUCUUUUGCAAGGUCUCACAUCAAUAGCAGACUUUCUCAAGAUUAAACAAGUAACUAUGGCGCUCGCGGAAGACCUGGCAGCCGGUAAAAACGACGAGCGUCAUUUUGUCGGUCUACAACGCAGUCACUAUCCGGUGCUUUUGAAGGAACUCUUCAAAGCCUUCAUCAAGUGCAUUCAAACUGGAUUGCGAGUAAACAAAACCACCGUUCAGAAGUUUGUCCUUUGGGAGCAAAGUUGCGAAAUUUUGAAACAAUUCUCUGAAGUUACCAAGCAAGCCGAUAAUCCCAAAAUGUAUGCCUGCUACAUGAGGUACUCACACAGCUAUCUGAAACUGUUCCAACAGACCGGGCUGAAGGUGCUGGAGGAUGUUUUGAAAGUGUCUGCAGAUCGAGUUAGCCAUUUGCUGAGUACGCUACAGCAUAGUACCCGAUAUUUGCACAAUAUUUGUUGUCAUUCGAAGAACGUAAAGGACAACAGCCUGACGUCACAGAUUCCCUUCAUUCGUGAAACCGUAGAAAUAUUGAUCUACAGCGUCAAAGCCGUUCUGGCUGCCAACGAUUGUUCUUCGGUCUUUUGGAUGGGUAACCUAAAGAAUAAAGACUUGAAAGGGGAACUGUUACUGUCACAGGGCUCCGAAAUAGAGGAUAUAACGGAGAGUGCUGAAUCAGAUGUGGAAGAUUUCCUCAGCGAGGAUGAAUCGAGUGAGAACCAGAAAGGGUCCCUCAGAAGGGCAGACUCCAGAGAUAAAACAUCGCAGAGUAAAUGCUUUUAGUUGUGCAUGGAACGUCUGACUAUUUUCAGUAAUUGGUGAAAAUAAUGACUUAAGUAUUUCCAUUGCAGUCGCGAUUUGAGUUGUAUGUGUCCUUGUGAGCGUUACUCUGUUAUCAUCAAUAAAUGUACAAAAUGAAUGGAAACACAAACUAAUUUUAAAAAUACAGUGUUCAUAUCUGUUACCAAAUAAUGAAAAGUACUUUCAUUUAAAGUGGAAUAAAAAAGAAUA
Messenger RNA from Malaya genurostris, 4538 nucleotides. RefSeq names its product Fanconi anemia group D2 protein homolog (gene Fancd2). Gene Ontology annotation, molecular function: DNA polymerase binding. Gene Ontology annotation, cellular component: condensed chromosome; nucleus. The transcript has a single exon. The coding region runs from base 63 to 4310 and encodes 1415 amino acids. Lineage: Eukaryota; Metazoa; Arthropoda; Insecta; Diptera; Culicidae. The record is from RefSeq and is a predicted model, not a curated record. Gene Ontology annotation, biological process: double-strand break repair involved in meiotic recombination; homologous chromosome pairing at meiosis; mitotic intra-S DNA damage checkpoint signaling.